This is a messenger RNA of Megalobrama amblycephala (Wuchang bream), 2376 nucleotides long. RefSeq lists its product as uncharacterized. The transcript has 10 exons. Lineage: Eukaryota; Metazoa; Chordata; Actinopteri; Cypriniformes; Xenocyprididae. The record is from RefSeq and is a predicted model, not a curated record. Gene Ontology annotation, biological process: modulation of chemical synaptic transmission; monoatomic ion transport; synaptic transmission, glutamatergic. Bases 155 to 1528 code for a protein of 457 amino acids. Gene Ontology annotation, molecular function: transmitter-gated monoatomic ion channel activity involved in regulation of postsynaptic membrane potential; AMPA glutamate receptor activity. Gene Ontology annotation, cellular component: dendritic spine; AMPA glutamate receptor complex; postsynaptic membrane.
CCUUUCCCUCCAUUCAAGAACGGCCCCUGUUCUCUUAUUGGUUGCUUUCACAUUUUUGGGUGUAUGUGUAAGCUUUAUAUAGUGUGUUGCCUCAUGGACUGAGCAAUAAUAAGGGGGUGACUACAGUUUAUACGUGCAGGUUACUGGCAGUAAAAUGACUCCAUUAGGACUCAUCUUGGUCUCAUCAGCACUACUGGCUGGGGUCUGGGCUGCAGGACCACAAACAUUAAGAGUUACAACCAUCAAGGAGGAGCCAUAUGCAAUGUCUAAAGGCUCUGAACUGGAGGGCUUCUGCAUCGACCUGCUGUCAGCUGUUUCUAAGAAAUUAGAUUUCAAGUAUGAUAUUCAUCUUGUGAAGGACGGCCGAUAUGGCAUAACAGAUGACAGCGGCAACUGGAAUGGCAUGAUUGGAGAAGUUGUAAGAGGGGAAGCAGACAUCGCUGUGGCGCCUCUAACUCUUACAGCUAAACGUGAGACAGCUGUGGACAUGAGCAAACCCUUCAUGCAGACUGGCCUUAGUUUCAUCCUAAUGAAAGACUUGGCCUCAGAUGACUCGCAGUUCCUGAGCCUCCUUAACCUGUUCUCCACUGAGAUGUGGAUGGGCUUACUGGUUGCCUACCUGUUGACCUCUGCCUGUAUCUUCUUAGUGUCACGGAUUAGCCCCUGUGAAUGGGAGCAACCAGAGAACGAAAAUGUCUUCACGCUCUCACACAGUUUUUGGUAUACUGUGGGAGCACUGACUCUUCAAGGUGCUGGUCCUCACCCAAAGGCUCUUUCAGGACGGGUCAUUACAGCUAUCUGGUGGCUGUUUUCAUUAGUGUUGCUUGCUUGUUACUUUGCCAACCUCAGUUUAUGGCUGCAUUCAGACAACCAGCAACUGUCAAUCAAGAGCUUUGAAGACCUUGCUAAUCAAAACUUGAUUGAGUACGGUACCAUUAAAGAUUCUUCCUCUUUUGCAUUCUUCAAGAACUCAAACAACCCCACAUACCACAGAAUCUAUGAGCACAUCAAGGAUGCCCAGAGCUAUUCACUCACUGCGACAGAAGGUAUCCACAGGGCUCUGAAAGGCAACUAUGCUUUCAUCGGCGAGUCUGUGUCCCUCGACCUGGCAGUGGCGAGAUACUGUAACCUUACACGUGCCCCAGAAAUCAUCGGCAUGAGGGGAUACAGCAUUGCUGCUCCUUUAGGCUCUCCUUUAGUAAAAAACCUAAGUGUUGCCAUUCUCCAACUGAGUGAGUCUGGUGAGCUGGAUUAUUUGCGCAGUAAAUGGUGGGCUAGCAGUUGUGUGGCUAAAAAUGGCAAGAGUGCUCCACUGAAGCCCGCCAGUCUGAAGGGAAUCUUCUUAUUACUGGCACUUGGUCUGGGACUGGGGCUUUUCUUGGCUUUGAUGGAACUGGCAGCCAAAUCACGCAAAAUCGCUAACACUCAGCAGAAAUCCUGCUGCUCUGUGAUGUCCGCUGAACUCAGUCAGCGCUUCAGAGGUGGCGAGGUGACGUCACCGCAAUCCUCUGAGAAAAGCAAAGCCUAAAAAAGCAUUGACACACACAUUUAAUCACUUAAGAUUCAUUAUGUUAACAUCAAAUUUAUUCAUAUUAUGAUUUCAACACAUUAUACUAACUAAACUGGGUGGGUGAACCUCAUGAAAACAUUCCAUUUAUUGUGCACACUUCAAAACCGAAGAAGAAAAUAAAUGAUUCGGUGCAUUGCAAUUUUUUGAAUUUCAAUGUUUUCAUUUAGAGUUGUUUUGUUUUAGUACAUUUAAGUUGUUUUGUUUUGUUUUUUGUUACAGUAAUGAGAAUGAGAUUUUUUUCAUAUAUCACUUAUUUUUCUAUGAAAUGUUUUUGACAGGUUUCAUGAGAUUCACCCGGGUAAUAGUCUAGCAUAUCUAUAGACAAAAUGUGGUUCUAUUAAUUUCUCUUAUUUUAUUAAACAAGUUUAAGGUUUGAUUUUAUUUGGUUUAGUUGGAUGGAUUAGUAUUUUAUUAAUAUGUUAUGUUCUUUCAAUACAAGAAUGGUUACAGCAGUUAAGGUAUAAAAUUUAUUGAGAGAUAAUAAAGAAUACCUCAAUUUUUUGACCAAGUUGUCAUAUUCAACCUUUUUAUUUCUAGAUUACUGAGAUCGGCCCUUAUGCUGUUUUAAUAGCAGAACAAUGUGUGCCAUGAGUAAAAUUGUGAUAUUUCAAAAAAAAUGCAUGUAAGAGAAGAUUGCAUAAAUGUUUGGAUGUUUUCUUUUAUUCCUAAUUUCCUAUUAUAAUAAAAUGAUACAUGCAACAUUUCUGCCAUGACUAACUAUAUAAAUUCAGUACCCUCAGUUCCUUAUUUUGUGCAUUGUUUCAUUAUAGAGAACUUUCUUAACAAAAUAAAAAGCUGAAAUAUGG